Molecule: messenger RNA, 768 nt
Organism: Acanthisitta chloris (rifleman)
Lineage: Eukaryota; Metazoa; Chordata; Aves; Passeriformes; Acanthisittidae
Product: butyrophilin subfamily 1 member A1-like
Exons: 4
Molecular function (GO): protein binding
Source: RefSeq, a predicted model, not a curated record
UUGGAAGACCUGAAAAAUGAGAUUGGGAAGCGUCAGGUGAAAAAUGCUUCCCAAAGCUAUGAGAAUUCCCGGCUGGAUACACCUGGACAACAGAGGGAGGAGAAGAAUCAACAUCAGGAUGUCAAGAGCUCCAUCAGCAGGUGUGGCAAAGUGACUUUCCAGCUGCCUGGGAAUGUGUCUCCUGGAUCAGUCUGUCACUUCUCCUGGAGGAACAAUAUCCUGAAGGAAACCCUGGGGAAGCUACAAGCCAACGUCACCCUGGACCCAGACACGGCCCACCCUGAUCUGCUUCUGUCAGAAGACCAGAAGAGCGUGUGCCGCGGGGACAGACGUCGCCACGUCCCUGACAACCCCGAACGCUUCGACUACUGGCCCUUCGUGUUGGGUCACCAAAGCUUCGUGGCCGGGAGACAUUGUUGGGCCGUGGACGUGGGCGACGGAGGUGACUGGGCCGUGGGGGUGGCCAAGGAGUCCAUCCAACGUAAAGGUCACCUCAGCCUCGGUCCUCACGGGGGGAUUUGGGCCUUGGAGAAGUGGGGAGGGCAGAUCCGAGCGCUGACGGUCAACAAGGUGACGCUUCUACCUCUCCGUUGGGUUCCACGCAGGGUCAGCGUCCACCUGGAUUACUCUGGAGGAACAGUGGCCUUCUUUGAUGGGGAGGAGGGUGGUCUUCUCUUUAUCUUCUCCCGGGUGGUCUUCAGUGGGGAGAGGGUGAGGCCAUGGUUAUGGGUGGUGGGGAUGAGGUCUCACCUCCGGCUGUGUCCUUAG